GCGGGAGCAGGCCGAGGAGUGCCCGGCACAUCCCCAAACUCACCACGCACCGGACGCCUGUGUCCUCAUGACGAGUGACGGGAGGCCCUGGGGGCUGAGCAGGCCCAGCUAUGGCUCCAUCUCCAGCCCUCCUGGCCCAGGGCCCCAACACGCGCCUCCCAGGGAGACCUACCUGAGUGAGAAGAUUCCCAUCCCAGACGCGAAGCCGGGCACCUUCAGCCUCCGGAGACUGUGGGCAUUCACGGGCCCUGGAUUCCUCAUGAGCAUCGCCUUCCUGGACCCGGGAAACAUCGAGUCGGACCUGCAGGCUGGCGCCGUGGCUGGAUUCAAACUGCUCUGGGUGCUGCUCUGGGCCACCGUGCUGGGCCUGCUGUGCCAGAGACUGGCUGCCCGGCUAGGCGUGGUGACGGGCAAGGACUUGGGCGAGGUCUGCCACCUCUACUACCCGAAGGUGCCCCGCACCCUCCUCUGGCUGACCAUCGAGCUCGCCAUCGUGGGCUCCGACAUGCAGGAGGUCAUCGGCACAGCCAUUGCUUUCAACCUGCUCUCAGCUGGACGAAUCCCGCUCUGGGGUGGCGUCCUGAUCACCAUUGUGGACACCUUCUUCUUCCUCUUCCUGGAUAACUAUGGGUUGCGGAAGCUGGAAGCUUUUUUUGGAUUCCUGAUCACCAUCAUGGCCUUGACUUUCGGCUACGAGUACGUGGUGGCUCGGCCGGCGCAGGGACCGCUUCUUCGAGACCUGUUCCUGCCCUCGUGCCCGGGCUGCGGCCAUUCAGAGCUGCUGCAGGCCGUGGGCAUCGUGGGCGCCAUCAUCAUGCCCCACAAUAUUUACCUGCACUCAGCCUUGGUCAAGUCCCGGGAGGUGGACCGUGCCCGCCGGGCGGAAAUCCGAGAAGCCAACAUGUACUUCCUGAUCGAGGCCUCCAUCGCCCUCUCCGUCUCCUUCGUCAUCAACCUCUUCGUCAUGGCCGUCUUUGGGCAGGCCUUCUUCCAGAAGACCAACCAGGACGCGUACAGCGUCUGUGCCAACAGCAGCCUCCACGACUACGCCUCCAUCUUCCCCAGGAACAACGACACGGUGUCGGUGGACAUUUACCAAGGAGGCGUGAUCCUGGGGUGCCUCUUCGGCCCCGCGGCGCUCUACAUCUGGGCGGUGGGUCUCCUGGCGGCCGGGCAGAGCUCCACCAUGACCGGCACCUACGCGGGACAGUUCGUGAUGGAGGGCUUCCUGAGGCUGCGGUGGUCCCGCUUUGCCCGGGUGCUCCUCACCCGCUCCUGCGCCAUCCUGCCCACCGUGCUCGUGGCCGUCUUCCGGGACCUGAGGGACCUGUCAGGCCUAAACGACCUGCUCAACGUGCUGCAGAGCCUGCUGCUUCCCUUUGCUGUGCUGCCCAUCCUAACGUUCACCAGCAUGCCCGCUGUCAUGCAGGAGUUUGCCAAUGGCCGGCUGAGCAAAGCUAUCACCUCCGGCAUCAUGGCACUGGUCUGCGCCAUCAACCUCUACUUUGUGGUCAGCUAUGUGCCCAGCCUGCCCCACCCAGCCUACUUCGGCCUUGUGGCUCUGCUGGCCGCGGGCUACCUGGCCCUCACUGCCUACCUGGUCUGGACCUGUUGCAUUGCCCAUGGGGCCACCUUUCUGACCCACAGCUCCCACCAGCACUUCCUGUAUGGGCUCCUAGAAGACAGGCAGGCAGGUCGGGAAAGCUCUGGAUGAGACCCCCAGGCCCUGGCUGGGAGAUGGGAUGAAGGGGCAGACUAGCCCCCGGACACAGACAGGCGUGGACAGGAAGGCAGCAAGAUGGAGCCAGACACUCUUGCAAAUCAACUAAAGGUGGUCCUUGGGGACUUACUGUCUCCUAGUUUGAACAAAGGCUUAAUCUCUUGGUCUGUGUCCUCAUCUGUAAAAUGGGGACAACACCAACCUUGCCGUGGGUAUAAAGCACUUUAACGCAGUGCCUGGCACAUGGAACUUUAAAAAAUCAUUCAAAAAUAUUUA
This is a messenger RNA of Urocitellus parryii (Arctic ground squirrel), 1996 nucleotides long. RefSeq names its product solute carrier family 11 member 1 (gene Slc11a1). The record is from RefSeq and is a predicted model, not a curated record. Lineage: Eukaryota; Metazoa; Chordata; Mammalia; Rodentia; Sciuridae. Gene Ontology annotation, biological process: iron ion transmembrane transport; manganese ion transport. Gene Ontology annotation, molecular function: metal cation:proton antiporter activity; manganese ion transmembrane transporter activity; cadmium ion transmembrane transporter activity. Gene Ontology annotation, cellular component: endosome membrane; lysosomal membrane; phagocytic vesicle membrane.